This is a messenger RNA of Scylla paramamosain (green mud crab), 8029 nucleotides long. RefSeq names its product ataxin-2 homolog. The coding region runs from base 237 to 3437 and encodes 1066 amino acids. Gene Ontology annotation, biological process: cytoplasmic stress granule assembly. Gene Ontology annotation, molecular function: mRNA binding. Gene Ontology annotation, cellular component: cytoplasmic stress granule. Lineage: Eukaryota; Metazoa; Arthropoda; Malacostraca; Decapoda; Portunidae. The record is from RefSeq and is a predicted model, not a curated record. The transcript is spliced from 11 exons.
CUACACGUUAGGUGCCACCAUUACCAAUAGCAGGCAAGGGGGCGGCGGUCGGUGUUUUUUCCCGUUAUGCCUUGCUAGUAGCCGGGGAAAGGUGCGCCACAGGGAACACACACAGCAACCCGCCACCGCCUGCACUCCCACCCUGUUGUUUGUCGCGGCGUUGUGCAGCAAGGACCAUCAAGAUUCCGGUCCCCAGCGAAUUUCGGCAGGCCCGUAGGGGGAGAGCCGAGGACACCAUGAACACUAGGAGGAAAGCACGAUCAUCCUCCGCCAGAGGAGGUCGCGGGGGGAAAGGUGCGGAGAGGCAGGUAUCCGCUGAUGGGGUGUACACCAAUCAUCGCUUCAUGCAAGCUGUGGGGGCUCUGGUCGGCCUCCCUGUCAGGAUACAGACUAAGACUAAUGAAAUCAUCGAGGGUGUCUUCACCACCUUCAGCCCCAACUUUGACCUGGUGCUGGACUUGGCCCACCAAGUGUCUCGGACUGACCCAGGUACCAUUAACCCUGAGACCAUCAAGCCCAAGAUGAUCUUCACUGCAGCUGAUAUUGUGACCAUCAAGGUGGUCAACGUGGACUUGGAAUAUGCCACUAGAGAUGGGUUUGCUGUGGACCAGGUGAUCAGUCGCUACAAUGGCCAGGCUGGAGAGAAGGCCCUGGAGCCCUGGCAAGGGGAGCCCACUGCAGAUGACUGCCUUGGCCUUGGGGAUGAAAAUUCGAAUGGCUGGGACGUGGAUGACAUGUUCCGCAAAAAUGAGGAGAAGUACGGAGUGACUACCUCCUACACCCCAGAGAUGGAGGGGUACACCACCCCACUCUUCAAACUCAACACUCCAGAGUACAGAGAGCGUGAAGCCAAGGCUUCCAGAAUUGCUGCAGAAAUAGAGAAAUCCCCGACCACUCAAGUCCGUUUAGAUGCAGAGAAUGGUGAUGAGGAAGACAAGUUCUCAGCAGUGAUAAGGCCCGGGGAGCAGGGCGGCAAGUACAUUCCUCCCAUGAUGAGGAAAAAGAACCAGAAUGGGGGCAAGGCACAGCGAGCCACCCCACCCCCGACUGGUGCCAGAUACAACAGCCAUGGCAGCUCCAACCCUCCCACCCCCACAUCCCCCUAUCCAGGACCCCCUCCAUCAGGGUCAGCUGGUCACAGUCCUGUUGGCGUAGGUGGAACCCCUCCCACAUACCAGACCCAACAGCCACCCCAGCCACUCCCCAACCAUGCUCCAGCCCCUGCCCAGCACCCGCCCAUCCACCGCAACAACUCCCACGGCCCUCACCACAGCCAUGGCCCAGACACCAAAGUGAAUGGGGAUGCCAAGACUGGCUAUGACCGGAAGAGUCAUGAUGGGCCGCCGGUGGAUAGCGGCCGGGAGGUGAGGCACAACAAUGCCCAUGGUGGCAAGCAGGACCUGCACCCCCGCCACCAUGGCCCCCCACACCCAGAGGCUGCACACUUAGCACAGCAGCAACAGCAACUACAGCAGCAGCAGCAGCAGCAGCAGCAGCAGCAGCAGCAGCAGCAUCAAAAGCCCAUCCCACAGAAGCCUCCACCACAGCAGCACCACCAGCACAGCAGUCACAUGCCACCAGUGGGUCAGGGCGAUCACCGCAAGGCUGAGCCUCGAGAACAGCGUGAGCCACGCAAAAUGCGCAACAAGGAGGAGCAGAUUGCCGACCUCAAGAAGUUCAGCGAGGACUUCAAGCUGUCAGACCAGGCAGAGAAGAAGCCUCAGCCACAGCAGCCUCAGCAGCAGCAGCAGCAGCCACAGCAGCUACAGCAGCAACAGCAACAGCAACAACCACCUCAACAACAACAGCAGCAGCAACAACAGCAACAUCAGCACCAGCAGCACCAACACCAGCACCAGCACCAGCAUCAACAGCCACCACCACCAACACCACAACAGCAGCAGCCACCACCUACUUCCCAGCAGCCACCACAGCCUCAACCACAGCCACACACACAGCCACAGUCACAACCACCCCCACCACAGCAGCAGCAGCAGCCUCCCCCACCACAGCAGCAGCCACAGCCACCACAGCUGCAACAACCACCUCCUCCAACCCCACAGCAACACCACCAGCACCACCAGCAACAACCACCACCACCACAGCAACAGCCACCACCACCACAGCAGCAGCAGCCUCCACCCCCAAUACCACAGCCCCAUCUGCCACCACAGCAUCUGCCACCCCAGCAACAACCACAGCGGCAAACACCCCCUGUGACUGCUGUGACCAUGGGCCCACCACAGGGAGCCCCGCAGCCCCCACCACACCACUCACAGAACCCCCCAACCAUGACCAUGAGUCCUGCUGCGGAGAUCAACAAGCCCCACGAGGAAAUGGAGAAGAUAGCCUCCACUGUCACACACUCCAAACUCAACCCCAAUGCCAAGGAGUUUGUGUUCAACCCCCACGCCAAACCCUUCAGUCCACGUUCCCCUAGCACUACCACUCCUCCACGGCCCCACACGCCCACCCAGAUUCCUCCCAAUCAGCCACCACAGAUACCUGCAGGCCCGCCAGUGGGUAUCCCUCACAUGGUGCUCACCUCACAGCCCUUCGCCAUACCGUCACAGCCUCCACGUUUCCCCAAGAGAGUGCCUGUGGGUAACAAUCAACGGCAGGAGUACACCUCACCCCUACAAGUGGCAGCUGCUACUGGCCAGCCCAUCCUGGCCCCAGGCCACAUGGGUACCCAGACCCAGCCCAUCACUGCUGUACAGAUUUCUCCAAACAUGAUGCCUCAGACUCCACAGCCCUAUCAGUACCCUCCUGUACCCAUCAUGAUGCGGUUCCCCCACGCUGGAAUGCCCAUGGUGACUGCAAUGGUGCCCACUUCCGUGGGUUUGUGUCACCCAAACCCUGACUCACAGCAGCCAUCACAGCAACACGGCCACCAGCCAAUGUAUAUGGCUCAAACCAGCCUACCACCUCACCAGCCCCACCCAACGCACACCCCCGGCCCUCUUCCCCAGCCCACACAGCCACCCACCCCCCAGAACCCAGGCAGCGGCAGUGGACCCCCAAACAUGCCCAACCCACCGUCAACCCCAGGACCCAGUCAGCCCCAACCAAUCAUUUAUCCAAUGGGAGGACAACCAUCUCUGCCUCAACACCUGUCACAACACUCUCCCCACACUGCCCAGAGUCCCCACACCCAGCAGUACCCUGGCCCUGGCCAGGGUGCCGCGGGUGCUGGGGGCCACCAUGGAGGGCCUGGCCAGCAGAUGGCCCAGUAUGUGGUGCUGCCCUCCCACAUGAUGCACCACUCGGGGCCACCCCCCCACUCUGCAGCACACAUUCCCUCCUCCAUGCCGGGUUUUACUCCCACGUCGACAGCCACUGUACAGCAACUACCCUCGGCUCCCCAUAUUCAAUAUUUCCCAAGUACACCUGGCAGCCAUGGUCACCCAAUGUCCCUCGUCCAUCACAGCCAAUGAAGUCUGGGCUCAGUAGGAUCAAAGCCACACUUGUCCCCAGCUUUCAGCCGUGCCCGCCUGAGUGUCUGGUCUCCGCGUGAGGAGCACCCUGGCCUGCACAGGGGAGGGGGGAGGGUGGUGUUGUUGCCGCGAUGACAGGUGUACAUAGGUGGCUUGAGUUGAGUGUGUUGGGUGUGUGUGAUGCUGUUGUGUCAGUGGUGUGUGGAGUUACUGAAACUGGAGCAAAUUGCAAAAUUUUUUAUAUUGUUAAUGGCAAUGAAUGAGAUGUUCGUGUAGGGGUCAUAAUACGGGUAUGCUCUCUUUGGUUUCUUUCUGUAACAAAUGCAUUUUAGCAUAGAAGUGUGUGACUCUUGGCACAGUGAUGUCUGCUCCAGGUGAAAGCUCCUCCAACAAACACACGACUGACCUAUUGUUUACCACACAAGUGGUUAUUUAUUGUUGAAGUGGAGAGAGAGAGAGAGAGAGAGAGAGAGAGAGAGAGAGAGAGAGAGAGAGAGAGAGAGAGAGAGAGAGAGAGAGAGAGCUUUAUUAUGAGGUCUCAUCUUCAUGGGAAGGAGGCCGUAAAGUCUUGGGUGUAGAAUCAAGUUUUUAUGGAGAGGAUUGUGCCGAGGGAGCCGCAACACACGGGCGAGCCGGCUGCGACUGGGACACGAGAGAAGUGAACCCUGGUGGUUACUUCGUUGAGCAGUUUAGGCAAUUCUGUAUGUAUGUGAUGGUUAAGAGCAAAGUGGCAAUAUUCUAUGAGAGGAGUCAGUGGGGAGCCUGUCAGACAGCUAGCUUAACAAAAAUUAUUGUGGAAAUACAAUUUGCCUUAUCAUGUUUUAUAAAUAAGUUUGCCUCAUUCAGACUGAAUCAGUGUUGUGAGUGUGGCAAGGUGAGUUGAGCUUCAUUUGUCUCAGAGCUCUCGUCACAUGGAUUUUGUAUAAACUUACUCAUUACAGCUGGGCAUCAGUAAUUCCUCUCAAUCAUCUUUAUUGAAAUGUGUAGGCAGAUAUUUGCCCAAAACUAUAUGCAGACAAAUUUGACACUCACACUUGUAAACCAGUGUGUAUAUCAGAACAUGUAUACAGCCAUACUCUUCAGGCACACUAAGCAGUCUCACAAAUCCAUGGCUGUAGUGUGACUGACACCAUCUUCAUCCCCACUUUCAUACGAGUUGUCUGUGUCGCCUCAACAUGAACACUGGUCGCAGGACAAAGAUGCAGUGUGACAGCUUUCAUGUUGGCUGCACUGUUCAUAUUUGGUGGUAGCCUAAAUUUUUAUUUGUGGCUGCUGAUGCUGUGGCAUGCAGUUCUCUGCAAUAAUCAGGAACAAUGUUUACACUCAAGGAUGUGCUGAGCAGUCAGCAUUGCUCAUGUGCAUUGUGUGUAUGAAUACCAACCAUGGAUUGAAAAAUGUGGACAAGCCUUGUGGAUCAGAAAAAUCCACAAAAAAAGUUUGCUAUCAGCUCAGAAAAAAAAUGGAUAAAGAGGUGGUGUUCUGUGCUUUGAAAAGGUAAUGAGACCUUACUAGUCGCUCAAUUACAAGCUGUGUGUAUAUUUCUUUUGUAUUGAGUGCAGAAAUUGUUACAAUUUGUUGAUGCAUCACCAGUAACUUUUUUGUAUGAAGUUUAUUCGAAUCAUGAGCCUGUCCAUUGUUGGGGCCAGUGUUCCUGGCCGCCAACUGAACAGGUCCACAGAAAAAAAGGUGCUGUUCACUGUGUCUUGAAAAUGCAUCUCUUGUGCAACAGGACUGGAAACUCCAUAUGAAUACAGUGGCACGAUCCAACCCUUUUUUGUAAAGACUCGAAAUAGCAUGGAGAAGAAAAAGAGCCUCUUAUCAUAACUAGGAUAGCAAGUCAAGGAUUUAGCCUGUUGGUAUGUCAAACCCUUCCUUACUUUUAACUUGUGAGAGAACCUUUGCCACAUUGGUUGCCCAGUGUUGAUUUCCUCUUUUGUUACCUUUGCCCAGUAAGUGCACAGCUGGUAGAUCAGAGUAGGAACGUUUGGUUAAGAGACGUAAGGCAUGAAAGGUCGUUUGAGGAAGAGAGUGAGCCUGUUGUUAUUUAUUACUCCCUUACUGAGCCUUUUGUGGCAGGUAGAGAGUGGAGAGCCUCAGGGUGACUGGAGUGUGGGUGUGUGUGCCUGGGAGCCUUGGGGACAUUCCUCACCUCCCAGUGUGAAUGCAUGUAUUCUUCCCAUCUUCUCUCUUCCUCAGUGUCAUUCUAGCUGGCUAUGCUGCUUAUUUUUUACCAUCUUGUCUUUGUUAUUUUUAUAUUGUUAAUCAUUGCAGGGUGUCAGAAUUGUCCUGUGUGUAUGGCUUGUAUUGUCCAUUGCCAUGUAUUGUUUACUGGCCUGUGUUUGGUCAUCUUUUGGGGGUUCUGUGGACAGGCCAUGUGUUCAGUAUUGGCAAAACUGACACCCACACAUUGCUGAAGGAGUCCACAGUCUUGGCUCUGCAGCUAGCCUUCAGGUAUCUAACGUUGCUGACCUCCAUAUUGUGAAGAUUUUUCAUUAUUAUUAUUAUUAUUAUUAUUGUUAUUAUUAUUAUUAUUAUUGAUUUAUUUUUAAUUUAUUUUUAUUUUUUCUUUCACAAAUUGUAAAUCAAAGUUUGUUGUCAUUGUAAGACUUGACCUAACAUUCCUGGGGAGGGAGAAGUAAUUGUUUUUUACCAAUGCAACUCUGCAAUCGGACACAAAAGUCAAGCAUAUUUAAGAGCACAUUGCCCAGAUAAUAGAAGGUAAAAAACAGUGGAUUAAAAUUCUCAUCCCGUCACACACUAGAACCUCCUGUUGUGAGUCUGAUGCAUGUGAUGUCUCGCCUGAGUGUUGGGUUUUGUUUUGUGAAGCGAGUUUCAAUUGAUUUUCUCAUUUACGGUUUAAAAAUGUUAAUAGACAAAACACCUCAUCUUGGUUCAUGACUUUUUCUUUCCAGUGCUGUAAGGUUUCCACAAUUGUUUGGUGCUGCUCUGAGGGUCUCCUUCCUCCUUGUCAUUCUCAGCGCCUUGUCCUCACAGUGCUGCAAAAAUCCUCUACCUUUGUAAAAGUCUUGCAUUGUCUUACUUAAAUUUGGAUGUGAGUGAAUGGAAUGUCUGCGUGAGGAAACUGAUGAGUCAUUUACAAAAGUGUGUUUUUCGUACGUAUGUUUAUAGCACAUAACUGUUGCCGUGAAUAUUUGUGUUGUAGUCAUUAUACAGAUACAUAUAAUUUAUUUAUGUGAGCUGUACAUUCUGUAGUGUGUGUGUGUGUAGAGAGCAAGUGAGCACAAACUUCUUUCUGCCUGUGUGUGUGUGUGUGUGUGUGUGUGUGUGUGUGUGUGUGUGUGUGUGUGUGUGUGUGUGUGUGUGUGUGUGUGUGUGUUAAAAUUUGCAUUUCAUUCUUUUCAUUCUUGUUCCCUUCAUGUUUCCUGCGCUCCCUGCCUUCAUCUUGCAGUUCUUGGGGGCGUCUUGUUUUACUUCACUUUCAUGUCUUCUCACUCUUGAUAUUUUUAUUUAUUUAUCUAUUAUUUAUCAGAUAUUUUUUCCAGUGUGCUUGAUAGUUUCUCAAGAACACUUACUAUUAUUUCUACACAAAAGGUUAAAUUCUGUUAUUAUUCGUAUCAUUGCUAAGAUUUUUUUCAUGUUUUAUGUAGGCAUUUUCUCUCUCUCUCUCUCUCUCUCUCUCUCUCUCUCUCUCUCUCUCUCUCUCUCUCUCUCUCUCUCUCUCUCUCUCUCUCUCUCUCUCUCUCUCUCUCUCUCUCUCUCUCUCUCUUCUCUCUCUCUCUCUCUCUCUCUACCAGUUGUGUUUACUGAAGAGCUGCCGUCACUACCGCGUCUGUGUCCUAACAUCCAUUCUGUUCCUUUACCGCGGUUACAUCCACCCUGCUCCCUCUCCCUCUUCCCAUCUAUCCAUCCAUCCCUCCCUCGUUUAAGCAUCACUCACAAGUUUAGUUUCCAUUUAUUAUUAUUAUUAUUUAUUUUGUUUUAUUUUUAUUUAUUUUUUUAUUAUUUUUUUCCCCCCCCAAACCACAACCACUACCGUUCCUCAUUCCCUCUCGUUCGUCGUCGCCUCAAUCCUCCUCCUCCUCUUCCUCCUCCCUCACACCAACCAUCCCAAUCCAAACACCUGCCCAUACCACCCACCCACCCACCCAACCCCUUCUGUAAAGAGUCAGGAGGCCAAGAGAAUGGAGCUGCGAAAAAUAAAUACAUAUAUUAUAAAGUAAAACAAAUUGUGACUUGUCGAAAUGGGCUGUGUGCUUGCAUGUGUGCUGAGAUAGAACCAUAACUUGGCAGCCGUCAAACUUCCCAAGGCCAACCCAUGUAAUCGGAACCCGUAGAGUGUAGGGGUAGCUAAGCAUAUCGUGACGAAAUUGAAAACUCGAUAAAAGGUGUAAAGCCAGCGGUUAUUAAGCACCAGCCCAUUCAUCCAAGGGGUUAGUUUGUAUCAGUCACGACAGCAGGAGUUCCCAAAGUUGGCACGGCAAGUUGUUGUUGAGGUUAUCGUGGAGUAAAUAACUUGAAUGGGAAGAAGUAACGUAUUACAACAACAACAACAAAAAAAAAAAGUGAAGAUGAAAGAUUUCCAAAUGUAGCAGCUGGAAUUCAAAGCUAAAUGCUAUAAAUGAUAUGAAGUA